Molecule: messenger RNA, 2611 nt
Organism: Actinia tenebrosa (Australian red waratah sea anemone)
Lineage: Eukaryota; Metazoa; Cnidaria; Anthozoa; Actiniaria; Actiniidae
Molecular function (GO): metal ion binding
Source: RefSeq, a predicted model, not a curated record
GUGUUUCCACCCGUGAUAUUUGAAUAAUCGUUAAUCAAUGUUUUGUUGACUGACUGAUGCUUCAAAGUUAAUCAUUCUCUAUUCCCAGAGGGCAAUUAAAAUAAUUACAUGUGAGACUCACAGAACCUCCGGACAGCUCCAGUUGCCCUGAAAACAUGGCGCCGUUAAAUACACCGGAAGUCAUCCAAGCAAUUCGUGAAAUGAAUAAAGGAGUAACGAUGCUAAAGGCUGGACGAAGGGGAAGUCCUCAUUUCAGGAAAUUCAAGCUCUCAGAAGACUUGACAUAUUUACAAUGGGAAUCCAGGAGAAAAGGAAAAGAGUCUGUAGUUUAUAUUUCACAGAUGAUUGAAUUAAUAAAAGGACAAAAGACAAAAGUUUUUGAGAGUUGCCAGAUACCCCAGUAUGAGUGCUUGUCUUUUUCUGUGGUUUACAAAAUAAGCAAUGGAUCAACAAAAACUCUUGACAUUGUUUGUAAAAGUAAAGUGGAGUUUGAGGCCUGGACAACAGGUUUACAGGCACUUCAGUCGGGUUUUAAUGACAAAGAAGCUGUUGAUUCAAAACUAGAUACAGAAGAAGUAACAGACCAAACUGAUAAUGUCAAGGUAGAGUUUAGUCGGCUGGGUCUAGAAACUGUUAAAUACAAAGAAGAUGCUUGUGACGUGUAUACAUGGGGGAGUGGUACCAAAGGCAUGCUGGGACAUGGUGAGGAUACAGAAGAGAGUUAUCCACGUGUAGUAGAAGCCUUACUGGGGAAGGACAUCAGGAAAGUAGCAUGUGGUACUUCACACACCAUCGCUUUAUCAAAAGAAGGAGAAGUCUUCUCAUGGGGAUCUGGUUAUGGUGGUCGUCUUGGCCAAGGACAUCUUAGAGACAGAUUUACACCAAUCAGAAUCGCUGCUCUCAAGGGRAAAAAUGUUACUGAAGUAUCGUGUAACGAGUUUCAUAGUGCUGCUAUCUGCGGAAAUGAAGAUCUAUUGACAUGGGGUAAAAAUGGUCCCAGGCUCGGUUACGAAUGUUCCUCAAAGGAAACCUCUCCUAGACUCGUCAAAGGUCUGGAUGACGUCAAAGUUACUCACGUGACUUGUGGUCUAAAACACACACUCGUUUGUACCAAACAAGGUACAGUGUUCUCGUUUGGAGACAAUGAACACGGACAGCUUGGAGUUUCUGACAUUCAGAGUACAACAACCCCGAUAUGUGUUUCUGCCUUCUCCGGUCACACUAUCGUACAAGUUUCGUGUGGUCGAUAUCACAGUGCAGCCCUUGCAGAUUUCGGUGCUUUAUGGCUUUGGGGAUGGAACGAAUAUGGCCAGCUUGGUAAUGGCACAUUCACCAACACUUCGAAACCUACUCUUAUGGGAUCAAUAAAUGACAUCAGGCAAGAAGCUAUAUCUGAUGUUAGCUGUGGAGCACAUCACACUGUAUUCCUGACCAAAAAGGGGAAAACGUUCAGUUUCGGUGAUAACUCUGACGGACAGCUUGGAAUUCGACUGGACUCUAAAUUAGAAGGACAAACCAAGUUUAGUUUUGCAAUUAGAGCUCGAAUCCCAACAGACUCGAAACCUCUUCACGUUGCUUGUGGGGAUUAUCAUACUGCGCUUGUCACAGAUGGCGGAGAACUCUUCACUUGGGGACGAGGUCAGGGAGGAAGACUGGGUCAUGGUGACGAUAAAAACAGGCCUUUACCCAGUGCAGUAGAGGCUAUGGAAGGUAAGCAUGUCAGAUUUGUGGCAUGUGGCUCUGAACACACGGCAUGUACAGUUACCAGGGCAUGGGUACCAGAUGAAGAGGUCAAGACCUGCAUGGCUUGUAAAAUUAAAUUCACGACUGUAAGGAGAAGGCAUCAUUGUAGGAAGUGUGGUGGUGUGUUCUGCGGACAGUGCACUCCUAAACGAAUUCCAAUCCUCAGCCUUGGUUAUAGUAACCCAGUUAGGGUCUGUGAUAAAUGUUACACGAUCUUAGCCGAGGAAACUUAGAAUUAUUGAUAAAUGCAUCCUAAUGUCUCAUUGUUAGAAAAGGAACUGGCUAGAAUGCAGCGAAAAAAGAUCUAAUAAUAAAUGAUAUGAAUUAAGAGGUCAAGUCAUCUUUGGUUUGAUCAUGAAGUAAUUAAAUAUUAAAUCUAGUGACAUAUUGUAGCACACAAGUUUUGGUAAAUGUGUCAAAUGGCGGGAAAUGAUCAUGUGACAUUCUCCCGGCCGCUCAGACGAGAAAACAUCGCAACCAAAAGAGAGAUCGCACAAAUAUGAACUUAAUACGUUUAGAAGUGGCUUCACAACUACUGCUAAAUCAUAAGCCAAAAAUGAUGCAUGCAUGGAAAGAGAGUGAACGAGAACUCGAAACUUAAUCUGAGGGGGAAAAAUGCUCGUAAGCAUUGUGUUGUAGAUAGAAAUCAAAAUUGCAUGAAUACAAAUUCAUUGUAGAUAGAAAUCAGCGUAUUCGUCCUUAUGUGGUUUCUUUUCUAAGGUCGAUAAAAAUAUUGCGCAUCACUAAUACCGAUCGAGUAUCUACUCCCUACCCUCCCUCCUUGUCGUGGGUUAACGAACUAUGCGAUGGCUGUACUGUGGCAUGUCAUUAUCAAUUUUAAUUCAAUAAACUUGAACUUGAACUUUGA